AUGGCAUCUCCCGGAGGGGCGCCACCCGCCCAGCCUCCGCGCAGCCCCACCUGCUGCCGCUGCCGCUGCUCAGGCGCGCACCCCCCGCUGCCACGCGGCGCGCUCCCCGCUGGCCCGCCGCCCGUGGCCGGGGCGCCCUGCGCGGCGCUGCCGGGGGGCUCUCUCCGGCGCAGCGCCCAUCCCCGGGAGGCGAGGCGAGGGGGCGGCAGCCUCGCCCUCCCCAGUCACCGCGACGGGCCGGGGGUCCUCCCAGCGCAGCCUCGCCCUCCUGCCGGAGAAAGGGCGCAGCAGGCGGGCGGGCAGAGGCGCAGCGCGGGGGGCUCUGCGGUGGAUGCGGCAGGCUCAGCUGCGCGCCUCCAGCUCCUGCUGCUCAUCGGCUCACUGCCUGCCGCCGCCUCUGCCUCUUUCGCAGUCUGCGGCUCCUGCUGCUGCGGAAGCGGCUCCGCCAAGGAGGCGGCUCCGCGCGCCCCCCGCUCCGGACCACGCCGCGCAGGGAAGGGUCCUCGGCCAGCCCCUCCCCGCCCAGCCCCAGCAGCAGCCGGGGACUCCAGAGCGCCCUCCUUCCCCUCCGAGACGAGGGGUCUGGCAGGGAGCAGGGGGACCCAAGGCGGCUCAGAAGAAAAGAGAGCCGUAGAGUGGCCCAGGAGGAAGCGGGUGCCAGAAGGGUGGGAAGAGGCACCAGCAACAGGACAGGCCAUGCGAAGGGAGGGGCGGAGGAAAUCGCCCUGCCCUCCCUCCAGGAGUGUGGACUGA
Messenger RNA from Podarcis muralis (Common wall lizard), 753 nucleotides. The record is from RefSeq and is a predicted model, not a curated record. NCBI's taxonomy places the organism in Eukaryota, Metazoa, Chordata, Lepidosauria, Squamata, Lacertidae.